AGGUGAUUAAAAUGCAAUACGUUGGAAGAGCCUUUGGGACUAUGUCUAGGACAUGGUCUUCUAUUAAUCCAGCGACACUUUCUGGAGCGAUUGAUGUUAUUGUUAUUGAACAAGCAAAUGGAGAUCUUGCUUGUUCUCCGUUUCAUGUACGUUUUGGAAAGUUUUCUAUGCUUCGCCCUUCAGAUAAGAAGGUGACUUUUAAAGUAAAUAAUGAGAUCGUCCACUAUUCAAUGAAAUUGGGAGAUGAGGGCGAUGCAUUCUUUGUUUUUAGUACUGAAAGUGAUGUUCCGGAUGAGUUGAAGACAUCUCCUGUUAUUUCGCCGUCUAGUAGUCCUCAAUCAAGUGAGGAGCAAAGUCUUCAAGAGCCAGAUGAAUUUUAUUUAAGUGAACAUAACAAUCGUAUACCUAAAGAUGGGAUUCUUACACGUCUUGAAGAUCUGGGUUAUAAUAAUACAGGGGAUAUAGGACAAACGGGUCUUUCACGUUUAGGUCAUGAAACAUGGGAUACAUUAUCUAUAGAUACAUCAUCUAAUUUAGUUACUGAUACACCUAAAGCACAUCUUUUAUCUUCAGAUGUUUCUGAUUCUACUUCUCAAAAAACGAAUCAUGAGUUACUUUCGGACUUAAAUAUUUCUCAAUCUUCAAUUGACACGGAGGAAGCUCGUCUUACUGCUAUUAAACGUGCAUCUGAACUCAGCAAAAGACUUCUAACUAGGGAUAUUCCUACGCAUAUUACAGACAAUGGGGAUGUUAUAUUGGAUAUGCGUGGUUAUAAAUCAUCAGACGAAGCGGAACAGGAAGCAGAGGCAAUUGUUCGACGUAUUCUUUCAGAGCUAGAUAUCAAUCCUGCAGAAUUAGAAAAUCUUAUUUCUUCCGAUUCAUACGGAAACAUCUGGAUUUAUGCAAGUGAAGAUUCAAAAGAGGAUGCUAUAAAUAGAGGAUCUUUGUCAACAAAUAUUGAUAUAUUUUCUAAUAAUAAUCUUAAUGAUCUAUCCAAGAUUUCUUUAACUUCUGUACCUAGUUUGGAACCUGAGAUUAAAUCAUCUACUGAUAGUACAACUACGUACGUAAAGACACUUCGUCUUACUUCAGAACAAUUAAAAUCACUUAAUCUUCAAUUAGGAAGAAAUUCCAUUUCGUUUAGCGUUAAUAAAGGAAAAGCAACCGUCUCUGCAAACCUUUAUUUCUGGAAACAUAAUACAUCAGUUGUCAUAUCUGAUAUUGAUGGGACAAUUACUAAAUCAGAUGCGCUUGGUCACGUAUUAACGAUCAUUGGCAAAGAUUGGACGCAUCCAGGUGUUGCAAAACUUUACUCUGAUAUUUAUAAUAAUGGAUUUAAUAUAUUAUACCUUACAAGUCGUUCUGUAGGACAGGCAGAUUCUACUCGAGAUUAUCUUAAAAAAAUAGAACAAAACAGACAUAAGUUACCUCUUGGUCCAGUUAUUCUUUCUCCGGAUAGAACUAUGGCUGCUUUGCGAAGAGAAAUGAUUUUUAAAAAACCAGAAGUUUUUAAAAUAUCUUGUUUGAGAGAUUUACAUAAUGUUUUUGGAAAAGGUUCAAAUCCAUUUUAUGCAGGAUUUGGAAAUAGAAUAACUGAUGCUUUGUCUUACCAAUCAGUUGGCAUUCCUCCUACACGAAUUUUUACUAUUAAUUCUUAUGGAGAAGUUUAUAUGAAAUUCUUAGAACUCACAGGCUAUAGAAGCAAUUAUAUUUCUAUGAACGAUCUUGUAGAUCAUUUUUUUCCACCACAAAGCGCUUCUUUAUUUCAAAUUAAACAUUUAGAAUUUAUUGAUACUUUAUUUUGGCGCAAUCCACUCCCUAAUAUUUACGAAUCUGAUGAUGCAAUAGAAACAACUCCUGAUGAUCCAGUUCCUGAUGAUGAUUUAGAUGUAUAUUUUGAUAAACAUUAUGUUCAUAUCGAUAUAUGA
This is a messenger RNA of Pneumocystis murina B123, 1928 nucleotides long. RefSeq lists its product as hypothetical. Lineage: Eukaryota; Fungi; Ascomycota; Pneumocystomycetes; Pneumocystales; Pneumocystaceae. The record is from RefSeq and is a predicted model, not a curated record. Gene Ontology annotation, cellular component: nucleus. The coding region runs from base 12 to 1928 and encodes 638 amino acids. Gene Ontology annotation, molecular function: phosphatidate phosphatase activity. The transcript has 11 exons. Gene Ontology annotation, biological process: fatty acid catabolic process; triglyceride biosynthetic process.